Molecule: messenger RNA, 543 nt
Organism: Penicillium waksmanii
Lineage: Eukaryota; Fungi; Ascomycota; Eurotiomycetes; Eurotiales; Aspergillaceae
Exons: 1
Coding region: 1-543 (180 amino acids)
Source: RefSeq, a predicted model, not a curated record
AUGGUAACCUGUCAAAUCGUCUCCGUGGCCCUGCCUCGAGAUGGCCCAUUGGCUAAGACUGCCAUCAAAGAUAUCGUUCAAAUGUUUGCUACUAACAACUGGCAAAUCCCGGAUCCAGAAACACUGGUUGUGAAAAGAAAUGCUGGAGCAAACCAAAACUAUGUAAUAGAACGACCAAAGAUUGAAGGCGAUGCGGAUCUAGAACCUUGCAAAGUUCUCCUCAAACUCCACAGUGAACACGACAAAAUAAUCGACGUGUUCAAGGACUUAGUCCCCAACAAGCUCGAGGAGGCACAGCUAUGUCACGAUUAUGGUCAGUCAGGCCUCGGUGCUAAGGUUUACGGGUUCUUCCAGACAAAGGACGGCACGUUGGGAAGGGUCGACGAGUUUCUGGAUGCACGCAAUUUGGAGCCUGAAGAUGUGGAAGAUGCAAGCAUCCGAGCCGAUGUGGCCAGAGGUUAUGCCACUUUUCAUUCCACGAAGACUCAACUGGAGGAGAAACCAGUUCAGAUUUAUUACGAUGUCAUCACCAGGGGGGCUUAA